Molecule: messenger RNA, 841 nt
Organism: Magallana angulata
Lineage: Eukaryota; Metazoa; Mollusca; Bivalvia; Ostreida; Ostreidae
Exons: 6
Coding region: 395-772 (125 amino acids)
Source: RefSeq, a predicted model, not a curated record
CUUCUUCAAAUUCUGGUUUUCUGUGAUAUAUAUAAUAAUCAUGUACAGUGUAUUUUAAUAAAAAUAUGGACGUGUUUGUUGCGAGAAAGUUAUUCUCGUAAUUUACUUUCAUUGACUUUACAAUUUUCAUUUAGGAACCGUAGAGGCUUAUAAAUCACAAAAAAGUAUCGGACCACACUGGGUAAUUUUCAUAAAUAUAAGUAUUUACUUUUUUGGGGUAAGCGACGGAAGGGGCGAGGUGAGACGAUAGAUUUUUCGGACUCGGUCGUGACGUCACAAUGAGCCAUUCAUAAAAGCCAAUAAUAGAUGACGUCACAAUGACCAUUAUUUCAUUCCACUUCGAAAACAUCGGAGGAUAAAAAGAGUACGGUUCUGAUAGUAACUGCUAUUUUUGAUGGAGAAUUACCCUGCACACACAACGCAACCAAAUCGUUGGAUAAUAACUGAAACUAUGAAAACUAUUCAAUGCAUCGAGGUUUUAGGUUGGAUGUCGCCCGUAAACAAACAGUAUCAAACUCAGCUGAUGAACACCAACAAUAGUUCAUCCCAAGUGGAGCCAGAUCUAAAGGAAGUCCAGAAGUAUGUUGACAGCAUAAUCAAAGGCGCCAUCGAAAAAGUUAAAGAAGAGAAGAGUUCAAAACCUUUCAAAAACAAAGUUGGCCCAACAAUGCCUGAUGAUCUGGAAAAUCGGGAUAAAGAGCAAAAAAGAAGAUCUUUCAAAGCAAGAAUGCUUUCCUUAUUCACAUGCUGCUUCAGAAAACCAGAGGAAUAAGGAAACACGUUAUCUUUGAACACUGAAGACACUUAUCUGUUAAUGUGUAGUUUAUUAAUGCACAAAUUU